CUCCUGAUAGCUCGGGACCGCCGGACGGAGUGAGUGAGGGCAAACUGGACGAAGGGAUGAGCAAGCUGAUGAUUGUAGAGAGCGAGAGGUGUGACCUACAGCAGCGACUGACGCUGGUACAGACACGGAUAGCACAGUUUGAACAGUCAGAGGAGAGGUUUAAACAGCAAGAAGCGGAACUACAGGAGCAGAAAGCAGCCAGCGAGCAGAAACUGCGAACACUCAACAGGCAGCUGGAGCAGAUGACGGAGGACCAGGCCUCCCUUAAGGCACAGGUGACGUCACUCCUGGCGGAAUUGCAGGAAAGCCAGUUGAGUCUCGAGGUGAAGACCAAGUCCUGCUCGGAGCUGGAGCUGAAAUACUGCACUGUGGAGGAGAAGCUGCGAUCCCUGGAACAGGACACAGAGAUCCAGAAGAAGCAGCACAGUGUCACGGUUGAUCAGCUGCGAAUUGCAGUGCACAACUACGAGUCUGCACUGAAAAAGGAGCGGCUCAACGCAUCUGAGGACAAGCGGAAGCUGGCGCAGUUACAGGCCGCCUACCACCAGCUCUUUGUGGAUUAUGAUGUCAUGGCGAAGAACCUGGACGAACGGAAGAGCAGGGGACAGGUGGAAGAGGUGAUGCAGCAGCUGAGGGAAGCCGAGGAAGCCCUGGUGAUGAAGCAGGAGCUGAUCGACAAACUGAAGGAAGACGCGGAACAGCUGAAAUCCGAACUCGAGACCAUCCCCGUCCUGAAAGCCCAGGCCGAUGUUUUUAAGGCUGAUUUCCUUGCUGAACGUAAGGCGCGGGAGAAGCUCCACGAGCAGAAGGAGAUGCAGCAGGAGCAGCUGAUCGCUCUGCAGGUGGAAUAUGAGAAGAUACGGGGUGACUACGAGGAGGCAACACGCACGCACAUCGAGGACUUGCAGCGCAGACACAACGACAGUCUCCGAGCGCAGAUCGCCGGAACGGGCAUAUACUUCCCAAGCGGGAACACCAUCCCCUUCAACUCCCCUGCAGAGCCUCCACGCCGACACACCAUCCCGGACGAGCAGCCCAACUUCCAGUGCCCCAAGUGCCAGUACUUGGCUCCAGACAUGGACACGCUGCAGAUUCACGUGAUGGACUGCAUCCAGUGAGAGGCCGGAGACUCUCCCCUGGCGUUUCGGGGUGGGGAAGGGGUGUGUGUGCGCAAGACACCCCUCACCACCCCCCCCACACGAGAUUCACGGCUUCAAUGAAAAGACGACAUUAUUAAAGUACAAAUGGACUACAA
Molecule: messenger RNA, 1255 nt
Organism: Carcharodon carcharias (great white shark)
Lineage: Eukaryota; Metazoa; Chordata; Chondrichthyes; Lamniformes; Lamnidae
Gene: ikbkg
Product: inhibitor of nuclear factor kappa B kinase regulatory subunit gamma
Exons: 9
Coding region: 57-1118 (353 amino acids)
Biological process (GO): positive regulation of canonical NF-kappaB signal transduction
Cellular component (GO): nucleus; IkappaB kinase complex; cytoplasm
Molecular function (GO): K63-linked polyubiquitin modification-dependent protein binding
Source: RefSeq, a predicted model, not a curated record